Panicum virgatum (switchgrass) is the source of this 4773-nucleotide messenger RNA. Its product is annotated as putative disease resistance protein RGA4. The record is from RefSeq and is a predicted model, not a curated record. Bases 250 to 4125 code for a protein of 1291 amino acids. Gene Ontology annotation, biological process: defense response to other organism. The transcript has 8 exons. Gene Ontology annotation, molecular function: ADP binding. Lineage: Eukaryota; Viridiplantae; Streptophyta; Magnoliopsida; Poales; Poaceae.
UGGAUCAGAGACGCUUAGCGACCGUUGCCGGCCCUUGUUCUCUGUCUGUUUGUCUAUGCUAUAAAGCAGCCAGCCCACAAGGUUGCAGCGCAUCGACUCGCAUUUUUGGCUCUCCUGAUCAGUGCGGUGCUCUCGCCACUCCAGCCUCAAGUUUUCCGUUCGCCACUUGAGAUCCUUCUCCAAACAGGAGCGACGGUUUCGCUCCAUCUGGGUCCAGGCCCGGUGCCUUUCCUUUGACGACGUACGGCCAUGGCGGAGGUCGGCAUCGAGGCGGCGCGCUGGGUGGUCGGGAAGGCGCUAGGCCCCGCCUCGAGCGGGCUACUGGAGGCGUGGGCGGCCAGCUCCGAGCUCGGUCCCAACAUCGAGGCCCUCAGGAUGGAGCUGCUGUACGCGGAGGGGAUGCUCAACAAUGCUCGAGGCCGCGGCCACGGCCCUGAGAUCCAGAACCCGGCGCUGGCGGAGCUGCUGCGGAAGCUCCGGGACCUAGCGUACAGGGCUGACGAUGUGCUGGACGAGCUCGACUACUUCCGCAUCCAGGACGAGCUCGACGGCACCUACCAUGCGGCGGAUGAGCAUGCCGGGGGCUGCCUCCGCAACCACGCUCUGAAUGCUCGCCACACCGCAAGAAACAUCAAGAAGAUGCUUGGCUUCUCCAAGUGCUCCGGCGGCUCUGCUGACCAUGAUCAAGCUGAUGAAGAUGCAGGCCGCAGAGGAGUCUCGUGUGGAGCUUGGCCGUGUCUGGCGGCCAACAGGGGCGACCAGGAGGUUCCCAGCGGCUGCAUGAGCAGGAUGAUCUCCUCUGCUGCUUGUGCAAAAAUGCCUCCCUUCUCCAGGUGCUCCCGCGGCUCUGCUGACCAUGAUCAAGCUGAUGAAGAAGAACAAGAUGCAAGCCGAGGGGUCCUCUGCAGGGCAGCUUGGCCAUGUGCAAGGAUCUCAUCGACGCCGCCACCCAACCAGGACAGCCAAGAGGCUGACGGCGGCUGCAUGGGUAGGCUUGCCUCCGGUGCCUGUGGCACCGUCCCCACUGUCGGUAAAUGCCUUCGAUGCCACUCUGUUUCCAAUCCUCAAAAUGUUGGCAGCUCAACCGUUCCCUCAACUGGACGCCGAUUCCUCCGUUGUGCUGCCAAUCCCAAUAAGGCUCCACACAAAGCAUGCGUCGCACAACCACCAAAAUUGAAAUUUGAUAGAGUCGAGAUGUCUAGAAAGAUGAAGGAGAUUGUAGAGCAGUUAAAGCCAUUGUGUGCCAAGGUAUCCACAAUUCUUAACCUAGAAUUGCUGGACUCCAGCCGUAGCAUUGUCCAAUGCAUUGGUACCAGUCUCGACACAUGGUUCUCAAAGGGACAGUGGCCCGCACCAUCACAUAGAAAUGCUAUGAUGAACCGACCCAUAACAAAUCCAGAAUUUAGAGAGCCAGAACUUUAUGGCAGGGAAGGCGAGAAAACUGACAUCAUUUUUGACAUCACUAAGGGAAAGUAUUGUGAAAGGAACCUCACGGUACUUCCAAUUGUUGGCCCAGGAGGCAUAGGGAAGACAACAUUAACACAGUACAUAUAUAAGGAACUUGAACAUCAUUUUGAAGUAAAAUUGUGGGUAUGUGUAUCUGUCAAUUUCAGUGUGUAUAGAUUGACACAAGAGAUUGCAAAUCAACUCAAAAUAGACACAAAGGAUAGUCCAGAUAAGGGGAUUGAAGAUCAAUUAAAAUCCAAAAGGUUUUUGCUUGUCUUGGAUGAUAUGUGGAAUUGCAGUAAUGUGGAUGAGUGGAAUAGGUUUAUAAUGCCGUUCACAAAAGGUCAACCAAAAGGCAAUGUAAUUCUAGUCACAACUCGGUUUCCGGGAUUAGCACAAAUGGUUAAAACACCUACUAGUGAUUGGAAAGACUUGAAAGGUUUAGACCCUGAAUCAUUUAAGGAGUUAUUCAGGGCCUAUGUCUUUGGUGAUGACAUGCAGUCACUGAAGGAUCAUAAUGAAUUACUAGGUACUGGAGACGAGAUUGUCAAAAAAUUAAAAGGCUCCCCCCUUGCUGCAAAAACUGUUGGUAGAUUAUUGAGAAACAACCUUCAUUUGGGUCAUUGGACUAGAGUUUUAGAAAGUAAAGAAUGGGAAUCACUGAAGGAGCAUCAUGAUAUCAUGCCAGCGUUGCAGCUUAGCUUCAACUAUCUCCCUUUCCAUCUGCAGCAAUGUUUUACCUAUUGUACACUAUUUCCAGAAGAUUAUAGGUUUAGUAGAGAAGAGGUAAUUCACUUUUGGAUAGGACAUGAUGUCUUGCAUUCACAUGGUGAAAAUAAGAGGAUUGAAGAUAUAGGAUUAUGCUAUUUGAUAGAACUGGUUAAUCAUGGUUUUCUUAAAAAGGAAGAAGAUCAUUAUGUCGUUCAUGAUCUGCUACACGAAUUAGGGCUAAAGGUUUCAGCACAUGAAUGCCUUACCAUACACAGUUCAAAUGUGAGAUCCAUACAAAUAUCCAUGUCAAUACGGCACUUGUCUAUCAACAUAGAUGACUCAAGUAUCGAGGACAGGAAGACUUUUGAUAUUUGCAAAGAAGAUUUUAGUGCAUUAAGAAAAAGAUUGAAAGUUGAGAACCUACACUCUUUGAUGAUUUUUGGGGAGUACCAGGGUAGCUUUGUUAAGAUUUUUCAUGAUGAUGGAAUGCAUGAAAGCAUUUUUGAGGUGGGACAAUUAAAAUUAUUACAGGAGUUAAGAAGAUUUGUGGUUAGAAAAGAAAUUAAGGGUUUUGAAUUGAGGCAGAUAGGUCAUUUGCUAGAGCUUUGUGGAUCAUUGAGCAUUGCCAAUCUUGAAAAUGUUGAAGGAAGGGAAGAAGUAGAUGAAGCAAAGCUAAUGUACAAGAGACACCUAGAAGAGUUAGUAUUGAACUGGCAUGUUAAUCGAUCCACCAAGGAUCCUGCACAUGAAGAACAAGUUCUUGAAGGCCUCAAGCCACAUAGCAAUCUUCUAAAGCUAUGCAUUAGAGGGCAUGGAGGUCCUACUUGCCCUUCAUGGCUAGGUCCGAACCUCUCAGUUAUGAAUUUGCAAUCUCUUUGUCUGGAUGGUGUGUCUUGGAAAAUAUUUCCUCCUAUAGUGCCGCACAGUGCCGCACAGUGCCGAGUCACUGUAGCACGGAGCCGGAGCCGCCCGGGUGAACCCUCCCAGAGGGGCCCUAGGUACUGCCCAGAGCUUAGCCUCCGAGCCGAUUCCCCCUACGGCGGAAAUGGAGGCGGCCUCCAAGCUCUGUCCUCUCUCCAUUCCUUGAUUAUUCUUGGUUGCCCCAAGUUUCUCGCCUGCUAUUUGCCGUCGCCCUCUUCUUCUUGUUUCCCCUUCCCAACCUCGCUGCAAUCCCUCUUGCUUGAUGGCGUGGAGAAACUGGCGCCCCUCUCGAACCUCGCCUCUCUCGUUAACCUGCAAAUAUGGGACUGCGGGGGCUCCGAAGGCGCGGGCUUGCGGCGUCUCCUCGCGCACGGCUGCCUCCGCGAAUUAUUAUUCAUCACUGGAACCCCCAAUUUGUUCUCCACUGAACCCUCGUCCCCUUCCUCCAAUCUGCAGUCGCUGGAGACGGAUGACGUCGCAGGAGUCCUUCCGGCACCCAUCUCUCCGCUCCUCUCUUCCUCCCUCACCAGUUUAGUCCUUCGGCCUAAUGAGGAGAUGGAGCGCUUCACAGAGGAGCAGGAGGAUGCCCUUCCGCUCCUCACCUCCCUACAGCAACUCGACUUGUCACAUUGCUACAAGCUGCAGUGCCUCCCGGCGGGGCUGCAGAGACUGACAAACCUCAAGAGAUUACUGAUUCCUGGCUCUCCAGACAUCCACUCCCUGCACAAGGACGGCCUCCCUGAUUCCCUGCAACAAUUAGAGAUCCGCCGUGGAGACAUCCGGUCGCUGCCCAAGGACGGCCUUCCCAAUUCCCUGCGGAAAUUAAAAAUCUCCGGCUGCUCAUCUAUGCGCUCGCUGCCCAAGGACGGCCUCCCUAAUUCCCUGGAGGAAUUAGAGAUCUCCUUCUGUCCAUCCAUCCGGAGUCUCGCCAAGGGCGGCCUCCCAAGUUCACUGCGGUUAUUAGAUGUCCGUUAUAGCAACAGCGAGGAGCUAACGAGGCAGUGUCGCACGCUGAUAGGAACCAUUCCAAUAGUCAGAAUUGACUAAUUAAUCAAGGUCUCUUGUUCAAAUGUACAUUCUUCUAACCUCUUAGGAUUCGCUUUCUAUCGGUUGAUAGUUCUGAUUCCGAGUUGUCAAGCAUGAGCAUCUUCUCAGCAUGUGCCCUUCCACGCUGUACAUAAAUUGAGGGAUCUUCUUGGAACUGUACAUUCUUAUAGGCUUGUAGGAAUCUUUCUAUAUCCAAGGAAAAUUUAGUAUUAUGAACUGUGAAUACCUCAGCAUGUAGAAAAAACUGGAACAAUUUGCCCUUCAUACAUCAUAAUUCAUAUUCUGCCUUUCAGUCAAUAUGGCUGACUAAUGGAGCAUAAUGUAGCAUAUAUUGUUUUCUUCAAACUGUACAUCAUCUAGCCUCAUAUUAUUAUUGACAUAUGCACUGUUUUUUGUCUCCAAGUUAGAGACUCAACUAUGGCAAUCUCAACAUGUAACUUCCAUCCUGUACGCAAGGCUGGUUAGUAUAUGCAAAAUCACCCAUACUUCAGUCAAUAUAUUGUUUCACUGCCGUUUGAUGCUAUGGUUAUUUGAGCAUCCUGGAAAAUUACUUUCUGCCUUUGUAAUGUCUCAAUAAAAUGGUUAUUCCUUUUCAUGCACUCUGAGAAUUACUUGUUAAUUCUGAACUCUGAGAUUCUAAAUUUCUGU